CUCGCUGCCGGUUGCUCGGGUCGUAAGCCGAUGCGGGGUAAAAUCAAAUCUUGGUCAACAUGCUCGAGCUGAAUAUAAAGAUCCAGGUGGGUCUCUUAUGUGAAUCAUUCUCAAAAUGGAUCCAACCCCCUCUGUACCGUCUCUACGUCUCUUUUCUCUCGCAGGAAAAAACGUCCUCAUCACUGGAGCUACCAGAGGCAUCGGCGCUGCAUGUGCUUUAGCUUUAGCUCAAGCCGGGGCCUCGAUAUGUGUUGUUCAGCGCCCCCCCUCCCCGGAUGCGGAGCCGAAUAUGGACACGGUGAAUGUCAUUCGUUCACUAGGUGUGAACGUCCAAGUCGUUUAUUGCGACUUGGGCAACUUGGAUUCCGUCAGGGAACUUUUCCCUGAGGCUCUGGAGCUCAUGGGCGGUAAUAUUCAUAUUCUGGUCAACUGUGCUGGAAUACAGCGGAGAUCGCCGAGUGUCGAUUUCCCGGAGAAGGAUUGGGAUGAUGUUCUGGACGUGAACCUCAAAUCUGUGUGGCUUAUUUCGCAAGCGGCGGGCCAGCACAUGGUUCCACUUCGGAGGGGGAAAAUCAUUAAUUUUUGUUCCUUGUUAACAUUUCAAGGCGGUCUUACCGUCCCGGCUUAUGCCGCAGCUAAAGGCGCACUCGGCCAACUCACGAAGGCUCUCAGUAACGAAUGGAGUCAGCAUAACGUCCAAGUAAACGGCAUCUGCCCGGGUUAUAUUGCCACAGACAUGAACGAGAGGCUUCUAGCGGACCCCACACGCUUCAGACAGAUAUCCGAACGGAUCCCGGCAGGGAGGUGGGGUAGCCCCGAAGACUUUGCCGGUCCGGUGGUGUUCCUCGCUAGCAGCGCAAGUCAAUAUGUCUGUGGCGAACUCUUGGUUGUUGAUGGUGGCUGGAUGGGUCGUUAGAACAGGGGCCACCACUAUUCUCACGACAGUGCGGAGAAAUGUUUGUAUAUGUGAAGCUUUGCAAAUGAAGUCGGUCUUGCUGUGUCCAUGUGAGGAAAACACUAUCAGUUUGAGACUUCCUCGUGGAAUAGUAUGUUCCACGGUAGAAACUUAUCAGGUUAUAAGAUCAUGUACCAUUUCCCGAUGCUGGUGAACGAUGACCAGUCCCUGAAGAUAGCCUAUCUUUCCUCAGGUCCGACCACCGAUCAUAUACAUAUAAUAUCUUCUUGCUCGGUGGCAGUGAUGUCGAGGACUAGACAAGAAAUAGUCAAGCGUGAUGAAUUUUAAACUUAACAUGGUUCUUGGCAAUCAUUUC
Suillus bovinus is the source of this 1271-nucleotide messenger RNA. RefSeq lists its product as uncharacterized. The record is from RefSeq and is a predicted model, not a curated record. NCBI's taxonomy places the organism in Eukaryota, Fungi, Basidiomycota, Agaricomycetes, Boletales, Suillaceae. The transcript has 5 exons. Gene Ontology annotation, molecular function: oxidoreductase activity, acting on the CH-OH group of donors, NAD or NADP as acceptor. The coding region runs from base 116 to 916 and encodes 266 amino acids.